AUGGAUCUGAGGAAUUUUAUUAUAUAUUUAUAUAUAUUGCAGAAAUUCCUUAUCCUGGUAGUUUGCAGUUUGGCCCUGGCCGCCGCCGAUGUGUCGCAUCUCUUGGGACACGACCACCACCACGAUCACCACGAACAUCAUGACCAUCCUGGCUAUAACUACGACCCACCAAGCAUUCCCUUCGACCUGCCCACUCCUGCUCCGGCCUAUUUGCCUCCGGAGCCAGUGACCGAGCGCGUGAUUGCCCCAGUUCCCAGCUAUCUGCCACCCAAGCCCGUGACCCAGCCUCCGCCAGUGUAUCUGCCGCCCGCGACUGUGAAGCCUGAGAUUCCGGUGGUGAGGACUCCCAAGCCAUCUUACCUGCCUCCUCCCCCACCAGUUGUGAAGGUCAACCCACCGAAGCCUGCCUAUCUGCCUCCUCCCCCACCGGUGGUGUAGGUCAACCCACCCAAGCCCGCCUAUCUGCCUCCUCCUCCACCAGUUGUCCGAGUGGAUCCACCUAAGCCUGCCUAUCUGCCACCUGUUCCUGCUCCCGCUCCUGUGGUUGAGCAGCCCCGCUAUGUGGCUCCAUCGGUGCCCAGCUUCAAGAUCCCGAUCCCCUCGUAUGCCGCACCCCUGGAGGAGCCUGUGAACAGCUACCUGCCGCCCCAGGAGAUCGUGGAGUCCAAGAGCGAGGAUGGCUAUCACUACGAUGCCCCUGCCCAGCCGUUCCUCUUCUAA
Molecule: messenger RNA, 720 nt
Organism: Drosophila serrata
Lineage: Eukaryota; Metazoa; Arthropoda; Insecta; Diptera; Drosophilidae
Source: RefSeq, a predicted model, not a curated record